UACUUUUCAUGAACUUGCUGCAUGUUAAGACCAACUCCUCAGAAAGUUUUACAAUGCCAGUAACAUGUUUCAACUUCUUAUAUAAUGUGAAAUUAUAUAAAUUAUACGUUAAAUUAUAUAGUUUGUUUAGUGCAACAAGUUUAUUUUUCAACCGUGAAGUGUCCAGCUUGUUAUAUAUCUUGCUAAAAAAAACGUAUUUAGGGAAUUCUUAUAAAAAAAUGUCAACAUUUUAAGAUGCAAUGUACUGCUGUCCUACUUUGAGCAAACACUGCAAAUGUUAGAAAUACAUUUUGCAUUUGCCAAUGAUGACUGCACAUUCUCUCUUUUUUAUGUGUGUGUGUGUGUGUGUGUGUGUGUGUGUAGGAGAACACUGGUUGGGUUUGAGGAAGGUAUUUCAUAUAGUAAACCAGAAAGAUACUCGGUUCCAACUUCACAUCGCUCUGGUGUCCCACGAUGAUGUCACCUCUUAUGCAUCAUAUGAUGAUUUCCACCUGGACAGUGAAACCCAGUUCUUCAGUAUACACCUGGGCAGAUAUGCAGGCAGCGCAGGUGAUGCAUUUCGCGGCUAUGACCAGGAUCAGAACCAGGACACGGCUCCAUUCAGUGCCUCAGAUGUGGACAACGACGGCUGUAAUCCUUCCUGCUCCAUCGACAACCGCACGGUGGAGAGCUGCAGCACUCAGCACAACCAGACAGGAUGGUGGUUCAACCAGUGCGGCCUGGCAAACCUUAACGGCUCUCCCGAAGAUGAAGAGCAGAACCAGGGACAGAGGACACACAUCCUGUGGGACACCUGGAGACAGAAUGGAGUCCCUCACAUCAUCAAAUCUGUCACGAUGAAGGUUAGGAGGAUUGCAACCAAUAAUUGACAGAGAGGAGGAGGUUGAGGAGGAGAAGCAGAGGGAGAGGGGAAGAAAGCACAUAUUGUAAAAGUUGCACUGCAUCUUUGUACAACCUGAAGUUUUAAUAAAACAGGAUGAAGGAUGAAA
This is a messenger RNA of Sander lucioperca (pikeperch), 989 nucleotides long. Its product is annotated as angiopoietin-related protein 5-like. The coding region runs from base 303 to 869 and encodes 188 amino acids. The record is from RefSeq and is a predicted model, not a curated record. NCBI's taxonomy places the organism in Eukaryota, Metazoa, Chordata, Actinopteri, Perciformes, Percidae. The transcript has 2 exons.